This is a messenger RNA of Bombus pyrosoma, 1131 nucleotides long. RefSeq lists its product as uncharacterized. The record is from RefSeq and is a predicted model, not a curated record. NCBI's taxonomy places the organism in Eukaryota, Metazoa, Arthropoda, Insecta, Hymenoptera, Apidae. The transcript is spliced from 2 exons. Bases 290 to 835 code for a protein of 181 amino acids.
AUUAUAAGUAAAUAGCAUAUAAUAGUGACAUUAAGAAUAAAUUAUAAUAACAUAAGCUAGAACUUCAAAAAUUCGUUAUAUUUAAAAUUCGCGCCCCAAAUAUUAAAACAAAUUCGCAACUUUAUACAUAGUAUAUCAUUUGCUCAUAAAUCAAUAGUAAUCUAAAAGUCGAUAUAUCGAUUCUGUUUCUCUAAAUUACAGUUUGAAUUUUUUGUCUUUAGCAUUAAUGACGUGCCGGUGAAUGAAUAAAUAAAUUUUUAAGUUUUGUGCUUGCAAAUUUUGUGUUGUCAUGUUAAGUGUAGAAAAUUGGGAAAGAUUUAGGAGAUAUUCACGAAGAGGAAAUAGAAGAGGAUCGGGGCUGGAAGAUGAACUAAGGAAAGGGCAAGCUGGAGGCAUAGCGAUAGGAGGAAGAAAGGUAUGGUCACUGACAUACGCGGAUGAUAUUGUGUUGAUGGCGGAUAGGGAAGAGGAGCUAAAGGAGAUGCUAAGGAAAGUCAAAAAAUUUCUAAAAGAAGCAGAAUUGGAGCUAAGCACAGAAAAGACAAAAAUAGUAGUAUUUGAAAAAAGAAGGAACAAAAGGAGACAAAGAAGAUGGAAUUGGGGAGAGCAAGAACUAGAAGAAGUGGAGGAGAUAAGAUACCUAGGGUACAUACUACAGAAAAACGGCAGCAAUGAGAAGCACAUACAAGACAGGAAAAGGAGAGCGAUGAUAGCAAAGAAGAAAACAUGGAGCGUGGGAGAAAGAAUAUUCAAACAGGACUACAAGAGGAGAAUGAAGAUGUUUGAAGCAUUAGUAGAGAGCGUGGCGCUGUUUGGAGCAGAGGUAUGGGGCUGAAACGGGAAAGAAACGCUGGACAGGAUAAAAAGAGGGUAUGUAAAAUGGAUCUUAGGUUUAGACAGGACGAUACCAAACUACAUACUGACAGAAGAGUGCAAGAUAGAGGAAAUCAAGGUGAAAGCAUUGAAAAGAGCAGCAAGGUAUGAGGAAAGAACUCUAGAAUUGGAAAAGGAGCUGGUAAAAGAGUGCAUAAAGGAAAGAGAGAGAAACUGGGGAAAUGGCCAGGAAGGGAAAAGAGCAAGGAAGAGAAAGAAAGAACUAGAAGAGGUGAGAAACGGAGGGACACAGAGGGA